AUGAGUGAUAAUCAUAUUGUGCUUGCGGAAUCAUUUGAAGAUAAUGAGGAAACUAUCGUUGCUAAUGAGGAUAUUAUCGAAAAUAAUGAGUGUCCUAGGUUAAACGACGAAUUACCAAGAGAAGAUAAUGACCUUGUCCCUAAAGUUGGAAUAAAGUUCAAAAAUGAGAAUGAAGUUUUUGAAUUUUAUAAAAGGUAUGCUUACCAUGUUGGUUUUCCUGUUAAAAGAAGGAAUUCGAAGAAGGGUGAUGAUGGGGUGGUACAAUAUGUUGGAUAUGCUUGUAGUCGAGAAGGUAAAAGAAAUAUUAAACCUAACACCUCUUUGAACCCUCAACUAACUAUUCAGUUAGGGUGUAAAGCUAGACUGACAGCAUGUUCAGAUGUUUUAGGAAUAUGGAGAAUAAGCACAGUCCAUCUUGAGCAUAACCAUAAAACAAGUCCAACCAAAUCUAGGUUAUAUCGAUGCAAUAGGCAAUUAAGUGAACAUGUGAAGCGGCAGCUUGAAAUGAAUGAUAUAGCUGGAAUUCCAUUACACAAAAGUUAUAACUCAGUUGUUGUUGAAGUGGUGGAUAUGAGAAUCUCACGUUUGUGGAAAAGGAUUGUAGGAAUUACAUUGACCAAGUGA
Diospyros lotus (date-plum) is the source of this 624-nucleotide messenger RNA. Its product is annotated as protein FAR1-RELATED SEQUENCE 5-like. The coding region runs from base 1 to 624 and encodes 207 amino acids. Lineage: Eukaryota; Viridiplantae; Streptophyta; Magnoliopsida; Ericales; Ebenaceae. The transcript has a single exon. The record is from RefSeq and is a predicted model, not a curated record.